AUGAAGGGGGGAGAGGAGGAGGAGGUAGGAGAGAAGGAGAAAGUAGAGGAGAAGGAAGGAAGGAAGAGAGGGAAAGUAAGGUUGGAAAAUAGAGAGCACAGCGUUGGCAGAGAAAAAUAUAAGAAAGUUACUAAUGGAGACGAGGAGGCAGGGAAGGAGGAGAAAGAGGAAGAGGAGGGGGGACCUGUUGCCAUUGGCGUCCUACAGCGACCUGUUGCCAUUGGCGUCCUACAGCGACCUGUUGCCAUUGGCGUCCCACGGGGACCUGUUGCCAUUGGCGUCCCACGGGGACCUGUUGCCAUUGGCGUCCCACGGGGACCUGUUGCCAUUGGCGUCCCACGGGGACCUGUUGCCAUUGGCGUCCCACGGGGACCUGUUGCCAUUGGCGUCCCACGGGGACCUGUUGCCAUUGGCGUCCCACGGGGACCUGUUGCCAUUGGCGUCCCACAGCGACCUGUUGCCAUUGGCGUCCCACAGCGACCUGUUGCCAUUGGCGUCCCACAGGGGGACCUGUUGCCAUUGGCGUCCCACGGGGACCUGUUGCCAUUGGCGUCCCACAGCGACCUGUUGCCAUUGGCGUCCCACUAG
Molecule: messenger RNA, 588 nt
Organism: Procambarus clarkii (red swamp crayfish)
Lineage: Eukaryota; Metazoa; Arthropoda; Malacostraca; Decapoda; Cambaridae
Source: RefSeq, a predicted model, not a curated record